Heterostelium album PN500 is the source of this 300-nucleotide messenger RNA. RefSeq lists its product as uncharacterized. Bases 1 to 300 code for a protein of 99 amino acids. The record is from RefSeq and is a predicted model, not a curated record. NCBI's taxonomy places the organism in Eukaryota, Evosea, Eumycetozoa, Acytosteliales, Acytosteliaceae. The transcript is spliced from 4 exons.
AUGCCGAAUGCAAUCGAUCAAGAUUUACAAUCAUUGCCAUCUGGUGUUAUUAAUACAUAUCUUAGUCAAGCAGAAGAACUUGUAAAUUUACAUAAGGUUAUUGAAUCGAAUGAUUUGAUUUUAUCAGAGAUUGGAGAUAUUAAAGAUAUGCCAGAAACUCAUAUCACUACACAACAACUAUCAAGAGCACUAUAUGGUAUUAAUAAAGAUGAUAUAAAUGAAGAUUAUAUCAAUUAUAUAGAAGCAUUAGAUGACUUUAUGUCGAGUGAAGCUAUGUUUGCUCAAGAUAUGGCAAUUUAA